Messenger RNA from Melampsora larici-populina 98AG31, 903 nucleotides. RefSeq lists its product as uncharacterized. The record is from RefSeq and is a predicted model, not a curated record. The transcript is spliced from 3 exons. Lineage: Eukaryota; Fungi; Basidiomycota; Pucciniomycetes; Pucciniales; Melampsoraceae. The coding region runs from base 1 to 903 and encodes 300 amino acids.
AUGCCUGCAUGCCGGUGCUCUAACUGUGAACCGGAAGCAUCCAAACUUUUGGCUGCCAAUAUGAAGUGGCUUACUCUCAGUAAUUUCGAAGCUGGCCUGAAAAAUCCAGAUAUUCUUGCAAAAUUGGGACGUCAGCACUCAAACAACGAUGAACUAAACAAAAAUGAAGAGGCACAUGAUGAUUUAGAUCCCGACGCACCUAUCAUCAAUCCUAAACCCAAUGGACCUCCUCUUUGCCGGGUGGAAUUAAUGCAGUUGGUCGAGAAUCUAACUUUAACAAUCAAAGAGCAUCAUCGAGUUUUGAUGGAUGAUGAAGACCGACUGAAGGCAUCUGAUUAUAUUGACGAUAACGACAUUUGGCGGGUAUUAAAUAAGAUUUACACAAUUGAAACUUAUGAAGAUGUAUACGAGAUCCUUGGAUGCGAUAUUUUACCAGGUGGAGUUGCUAAAAUAGUUGAUUGUAUUAAUGAGUGGAAGUCGGGUGAUGCAGGUAGUCAAGCUUUGAGCAAUUUGCGUGCAAGAGAGGCUGCGACUAGGUUGAUACAGGCGGAGACACUGGCUAGACUGCAGAAACAACACGAAGAGCGAGAAGCGAAGGCUCGAGAAAGCCGAAUUCUGAUUGAAAAUAAAAGGAAACAAAACACCAUCGAUCGCCUUGCAGAAACAGAAGCAAAAAGACAACGUAAAGAAGAAAGUCUGAAACGGAGGACAGCCGCAACAAAGGCGAAGUCCGAUCAAGUAGCAAAACGUGCUGCUAAUUCACGAAUGAUUGCUGCCCUCGCUUCAGGCAAAUCAAUGGAGGAAGUCGAAGUAGCAGAAGAAAGAAUUAGGCGUGAAAAUUCUGAUCAAGAGAACAAAGUUGCUUGUCCGAAUGCAAAUACAGUCGUGUCUCAAUCAGACUAG